GUUAGACGCAACUGAAGCAUGUGCGAGAGUUUUCAGCUAUAUACUUAGAAACUAAAAGUGAAUUAAACUGAGCUACACGCACCGAGAGACUCUUUGGGGCUUGGCUUGGUGAAUUUUGUAUUGUGAAAACGAAAGUUGCGUGCAAAAAGUGGAGUUUUAUGUACACAUCAUAUAUGCAUAUGUAUAUAUGCCUAAAAACUGAACAAACAACUCGAAAUACAAACAAAGCGUGCAUAAUCAAGACAAAAAACAACAACAAUAACAACAACCGAAACAACCUUCAAGAGUUCCUCAACGAAAAGCUUGAAUAUGCCAGCGGCCAGUUCUCAUUCGCGCCUGUUCUUCUACCUGUGGUGCGUCGCUUCUCUCUUGGCCGUCUCGAAAUCGGAUACCGGUAGUACAAAGAACUCCUAUUUUAUGUCGUAUUUCUAUUAUCUGGUUGUUAACUUUAUCAAUCCAUUUGCAAUGCCCAUUUUUUAUCGCUUUGUUCAUGUCUUGCCGCUGCAGCCACCUGCUGAGGACUUGGCCUACGAUGCCGCCCUGCAGUUGGGCAUACUGACGUAUCGCCUUAACCAGCUGGCGCACGAGGAGGAGUCUAGACAAUUGGGUCUCACAAACUUAACACUCAAUUCUCUGGUUAGCCGCAUACCCUGUAAUUGCGACACGGGCUUGUGUAAGUGCUGUGCAGGCUUUCUCGCCGUGGUUGGCAUGAACAGCUGCACAGAGGUCGCCUAUCGGCCCGAUGAGUUCUCCUUUGAGCUGCGCAUGCGCGUCAACAACAAUAUUUGGUUCCGCCGCAAGGUAUCCGGCCAGAAUCCGCCACCCUUCUGCUUUAGGCCACCGCGCUUCAAUUUUGCCCGCGCCUGCAUUCAGUUCCAUGAUAUAUGGUUUGUUGGCCGUAAUAUGCAUGUCUGCAUGUACAUGUCCGGCGAAUUCCAGGGCUUUGAGCUCUUUGAACGAAACUUUGAUUGCCUGUUGUUUGGUGACCAUGGCGUUAAGAUCGUUCCCCCCGAACAGGGUUACCCGGUGAGGCCGAAUGAUGUGGACAUAGAUGAUGCAGACGACGAGAUCGAGGACUAUGACGAGAAUGUUGUGCGCGGCUUUGCCGAAAAGUUAUUUGGUUGAUCUGGCAUAAAAACAAACAAUCUCUAUUCCCUGCUAACUUAUCCCCAUCCUAUAACAUACUAUCUACUACCUAUCCGCAACUUCUUUCAGUUCGUCUUCUUCUAUUUAUAAUCACACAAUCCUUCCUGCACCUUAAUCCCCAAUCGCUAACCUAAAACUACUUACAACAUCCAGUAUGCCAUCCCCUAUUUACAUUUACCGUAUCCCAUAUCCUUUACCCCUCCUAAAUAUUUAUUAUCACAAGCGCAACCUUAUCCUCAUCCUUAAUCCUGCAUCCCAUUUCUUGCAUCCUAUCCUUUCCCUAUCCUACCUCCUACACCCUGCUAUUUAUUAUCAUAAAGCUCGCAUUGUUAAUUUAUUAAAGCAUCUG
Drosophila novamexicana is the source of this 1495-nucleotide messenger RNA. RefSeq lists its product as uncharacterized. The record is from RefSeq and is a predicted model, not a curated record. NCBI's taxonomy places the organism in Eukaryota, Metazoa, Arthropoda, Insecta, Diptera, Drosophilidae. The transcript has 4 exons. The coding region runs from base 310 to 1125 and encodes 271 amino acids.